AUGGCCGCCCACCACCUCGAAAACCUCGAUAUCAGAUGUGAGUUGUGCCGUACUAAGUACGCCAAGGCUUGGUAUCCAGGAUGCAAAUCGACAAACUUGCUCGUGUGCCGACGCUGUGGAGAUAGGAACGGCAGAGGUCGAACCGAUUUUGGCGAUCGUUCCGAAAGCGAACGCGGCCCCGGAGAGCUCACUUACCAGGAAGCCCGUGAAAUUGCCGGUAAUGCGAUCUUGAAACCCGAGUUCUUCGACUACAUGAAACGCGUCCAUAACAUCGACAGAUCGGUGGCGGCAAUCAAUGAAGCGAAGCAACUGGAGGAUGCCCUGAACUUAUAG
Messenger RNA from Aspergillus pseudotamarii, 333 nucleotides. RefSeq lists its product as uncharacterized. The transcript has a single exon. Bases 1 to 333 code for a protein of 110 amino acids. The record is from RefSeq and is a predicted model, not a curated record. NCBI's taxonomy places the organism in Eukaryota, Fungi, Ascomycota, Eurotiomycetes, Eurotiales, Aspergillaceae.